AGUUUAAAAUAAAAUAUGGCUAAAAACCUUAGAAUCUUCUACCAUGUUUUAAGAGGAUUUCUAGCUUUGGACUUACGCGAACAAAAAGGGACUAAAUGUAUCAAAAUUAACGGAUAUACGUUAUAUAUUUUGAAUUAUUUUGCGAUUGGCAACCCAUUCGCGUGGCGUGGGUUAGCGGAGUGCGUGCGACGCAUGCGUGCCGCGUGCUCCGGGUCGAUAGCCGGUCGCGGCGGCCAGUCCGCGCCGCGCCGGGCCCCAGCGAGCCCGCGCCGCCCCGCCAUGAGGGCGCGCGCGUUGCUCUCUAUGCUAACCGCAGUUUUUGCUGUCUCCACAAUAAGCCAUGCCGAGAAGAGCAAGUUCUAUUAUAUGGAUUCGCUAUGCAAGGACCACUUCCUGCAGCGGCAGUACAGGAAGCUGGACGGGGGCGUGUUGUGGUCCCGCAACGAGCGCAACUUGGAUUGCACGGUGACGUUUCAAACACACAGCAUCCUGCAGCGGUUCAUGCUGCACUUCGACCUCCUGCAGCUGGACUGCAAUGAUCACUUGUACGUGUACGAUGGCGCUCACGCCACCGCGCCGCCGAAGGCGGACCUGUCGUGCCGGAACACCAAGCAGCAGGUGGGCGCGCUGUUCACGCGCAGCAACUUCGUGACCCUCAAGUAUGUCACCGACAACUGGGGCACUGACGCCAACGGGUUCAAGCUCGUCAUCACCGCCGUCAAGGAUCCCAUGUCGUUUAUUGCAGAACACGGAUGUAAGGAGUUCAGGUGUAAGCAGCGCGAAUUCUGCGUGAGCGCAGACUUGACGUGCGAUGGCGUCGACCACUGCGCCGAUGGAUCUGAUGAGGACACCGCCUCGCUCUGUCCCGACAGCGGCGGGGCGGGCGCCAACGGCGCGUGGUUGGUGAUAGGCGCCGGUUGCGCGGCGCUGGCAGCGCUGGCGGCCGCCGUCGUGCUCUGCUGUAUGUGUCGCCGACGCGCUGUCUCGCAGCGCACACAUUUACACUUGCAACAAAUGGCGAGCAGCAACGGCGCCGGAGCCGGCGGCGGCGGCGGCGGCGGCGGCGGCGGCAAGCCGGCCACCUCGCCUAGCGGCAGCACGCGGCUGCCGGGAAACUGGGCGCUCCCUGCGGGCCCGCGCGGGUACAGUGCGGCGCGUCCGGGCCGCCUCCGGGCGCGGGCGCAGCGCUGAGCGCCGCCCCGCACAAGGACGAGUGGUUCGUCUGAGGCGGCCCGGCCGGGCCCGCAGGGCGGGGGCGCCGUACCGGCCCCCGGCGGCUGCCGCGCCGACGGCGGCGGCCGGCGCGCGCCAGCUGGCGCAACUAUCCGAACGUAUCUAUGUAUGUACUACCUGAUUUAGCGAGGAUUUUUUUAGGUGAAUUUUUACUCGUUUAGUGGAUGGCGCGCCGCGCCGCACGCGUGUUGUCGUGGGUGUCCAGUUUUUGGUGUUACGAUAAACGCAAUGUAAAUUUAUCGAUAUGACAUUAAACAUUUUUGGCUUAUUGUUCGUA
Messenger RNA from Galleria mellonella (greater wax moth), 1510 nucleotides. RefSeq lists its product as uncharacterized. The transcript has 7 exons. The coding region runs from base 16 to 1191 and encodes 391 amino acids. Gene Ontology annotation, molecular function: protein binding. NCBI's taxonomy places the organism in Eukaryota, Metazoa, Arthropoda, Insecta, Lepidoptera, Pyralidae. The record is from RefSeq and is a predicted model, not a curated record.